AUGGCUCUAUUGACAAAGGGUAGAUUUUGCCUUUGGCUCCUGACUGUGAUGUUCGAUGGUGACUACGGGAUCAGAGUUGACCACGUUUCUGAUAUCGGGUUCAUUCCAACUGUAGACAAGAUGGCCCCAUCAGCUUGGCGAGAGCAGCUUCCUGAGAUAACUGCGGCAUCUGGCCCUACGCCUCAAUGA
Molecule: messenger RNA, 189 nt
Organism: Penicillium digitatum Pd1
Lineage: Eukaryota; Fungi; Ascomycota; Eurotiomycetes; Eurotiales; Aspergillaceae
Source: RefSeq, a predicted model, not a curated record